Molecule: messenger RNA, 2176 nt
Organism: Pantherophis guttatus
Lineage: Eukaryota; Metazoa; Chordata; Lepidosauria; Squamata; Colubridae
Gene: PEX14
Product: peroxisomal biogenesis factor 14
Biological process (GO): protein import into peroxisome matrix, docking
Cellular component (GO): peroxisomal importomer complex; peroxisomal membrane
Molecular function (GO): signaling receptor binding
Source: RefSeq, a predicted model, not a curated record
AUCGGUUUUUUUGCAGCCUCGGCCGCGAUUAGCCGUUCUGGGAAGAUGGCCUCCUCGGAGCAGGCUGAGCAACCUGGGCAGAUCAGCUCUUCUGGAACCGAGAAUGGAGCAUCGCGCGAGGCCCUGAUUGCCACAGCUGUGAAGUUUUUACAAAACCCUCGCGUUCGCCAAAGCUCGCUUGCAAAUAGAAGAACAUUUCUGAAGAAAAAAGGUCUCACCGAUGAAGAAAUAGAUUUGGCCUUCCAGCAAUCGGGCACCCCGAAAGAGGAAACUCAGCCCCACAAUCUCCCCCCACAGUUGGUGCCAAUUCAGCCCACACAGCUCUCAUCGUACAGUCCCCCGAGUUCCAGAUGGAGAGAUUAUGGUGCCCUAGCAAUUAUUAUGACUGGCAUUGCAAUCGGUUUCCACCAGCUUUACAAGAAGUAUCUGCUUCCCUUGAUUGUGGGCGGCAAGGAAGACAGGAAACAGUUGCAGAGGAUCGAGUCAAACAUCUCCGAAAUGAGUGGCAGCGUGACGCAGACAGUGACUCAGCUCCAGAGCACUUUAGCCUCGGUCCAGGAGCUGCUCGUCCAACAGCAGCAGAAAAUCCAGGAGUUAACCCAAGAGCUGGCGACCUCCAAGGCCACCACAUCGACCAACUGGAUUUUGGAAUCUCAGAGUAUCAGUGAGCUGAAGUCGGAGAUCUAUUCGUUAAAAGGGCUCCUCCUGAACAGAAGACAGUUUCCUCCUUCGCCAUCAGCCCCCAAAAUCCUCUCCUGGCAGAUUCCGGUGAAACCCGCUUCCCCUUCCAACCCGGUGACCAACAACCACAACACCAGCAGCGACAUCUCGCCCGUCAGCAACGAGUCCAACUCCCCUUCGCCCGUCAAGGAAAACCACAGCCCCGAAGGGACCAAAGGGGGCUGCCACCUCUUGAGCCCCGCCGAAGAAGGGGAGGCGGUGAUCGACCUGACGGGCCAGGUGCGGAUGGAGGUGCAAGGGGAAGAGGAGAAGCGGGAGGAGCAGGCCCGUAUAGAAGAGGAGGAAGAAGAGGAAGAGGAGGACAACCGUCCGGACGAGGAAGAUGUCCAGACCGAGGAUCGACGAGGAGGCGACGGGCAGAUCAACGAACAGGUGGAGAAGCUGCGGAGGCCCGAAGGUGCCAGCAACGAGAACGAAAUUGACUAGAUCGGGGCGCUCACGGCCCCCACUGUUCUCCCCCGCCCAUCUCGAUCUUCCUUCGCCAAGGCUCCGAUCGCCCCCCCUUGCCUCACUUCUGUGGUUCGCCCCGAUCUCACCCCGCCAAGCAGGUGACGGGCCCUUCUCUCCCUCCCGGCAACCCCGUCCCCAGCUCCCCUCCAGGUCUCCCCUCAUCCCCCCCCCUUCCCCCAAACUGACUCCCGCCCAUCCAGCUGCCUACGCAAGCACAAACGUUUCCGUUGGCGGGGUGGGGGAGACCCCCUCGUUCCCCACCCGCCCUUCAUCUCUGGGGAAGGGGGGGGCUUCUGCCCUUCCUCCAUCAUCCUCUUUAUUUAUUGCGUUCAAAGGAUGCUUGCGCUUCUUACGCUCUUGGCUUUCAAAUUGAUUUCUUUGCAGAAAGCUCGCUGGUGCCCAAGAGACAGUUUGGGGAUUUCAGGCCCAUGGCAACCCCCUUUCUUCCUCCCCCCCCUUCCCCUUUUUCUCGCCCCCCUUUCCCCCCCCCCCCUUCCUGCUUUUUCCACCAUCGGAAGGUCUGGGGACCUGCCUGAAGCUCUUCACGGGUCCCGUUCUCGCCUGAGGAGACCCUCUCCCCCCGCUUGCAACGGUUUCCCCCUUUCUUCCUUGCGGGGCUGGGCUGUGGCCGCUGGGGCUUCGUCUCCACCAUGGCUCCAUCCCUCCCAACGGAGCUCUUUCCAUCUUUCCCUCAUCAAUGGGGGCCUGUGUGUGUGACACCCCCCCCUCCUCCUUCCUGUCUUUGGCCCGGUUGGGUGGAGAAAAGAAACCUGUGGCGUCGUGUCCUCGGGUGUCGCCGCGGUGUUGGUUUCCAUUCCCGUCAUUAAAAGAGCCUCGAAACCCAGUGACAAAACAUCGCGAGCCUCCUCUUAUUGCGCCUCGCCGAGAGGACCCAGCGAAACGUGCUCAUCUGUGUGAUCAUGUAUAGAAUUCCAGUAUAAAAUAUGACUGUAUAUAAUUGUAAUAAAUAUGAGUUACCACUGUU